Molecule: messenger RNA, 538 nt
Organism: Rhodamnia argentea
Lineage: Eukaryota; Viridiplantae; Streptophyta; Magnoliopsida; Myrtales; Myrtaceae
Product: basic blue protein-like
Exons: 2
Coding region: 80-463 (127 amino acids)
Cellular component (GO): plasma membrane
Molecular function (GO): electron transfer activity
Source: RefSeq, a predicted model, not a curated record
UAAGCCAUCCUUCACAAGAGCAUACCCUUCUCUGCUAAGAUCUCUGCGUCCUCCUUCAGUUCGUUUGCUUUUCCAAAGGAUGAUUUCUCAGGGAAGAGGCAGUGCAUCUCGAGCCGCCGCGUUCGCUGUCACGCUAAUUUACCUCCUCGCUCAAGCCGAGCACGCUCGGGCAGCGACCUACAUGGUCGGUGGCUCUAGUGGCUGGACAUUCAACAUGGUGGACUGGCCCAAAGGCAAGAGCUUCAGAGCUGGUGACACUCUCAUAUUCAAGUAUAACCCGACGAUCCACAAUGUCGUGGUGCUGGACAAGGGCGGGUACAACAGUUGCCGGACUCCGAGGGGAGCGAAGGUCUACAAUUCGGGCAACGACCGGAUCAGGCUGGCCAAGGGUCCGAACUUCUUCAUAUGCAACUUUCCCGGUCACUGCGAGUCGGCUAUGAAGAUCGCUGUGAAUGCAGCUUGAGAGGAUGAGAGGAUCACUAUAAGCUGACUGCAAUGGAGAGCAAUAACGAAGCAUAAUAAUGCUCUGGGUUCUGAA